Pseudocercospora fijiensis CIRAD86 is the source of this 1107-nucleotide messenger RNA. RefSeq lists its product as uncharacterized. Lineage: Eukaryota; Fungi; Ascomycota; Dothideomycetes; Mycosphaerellales; Mycosphaerellaceae. Bases 1 to 1107 code for a protein of 368 amino acids. The transcript has 2 exons. Gene Ontology annotation, molecular function: alcohol dehydrogenase (NADP+) activity; zinc ion binding. The record is from RefSeq and is a predicted model, not a curated record. Gene Ontology annotation, biological process: alcohol metabolic process.
AUGGUGAACGCGAAGCAACCUCAAGACUACAGCUUCGAAGGAUGGAUGGGCUUGGACAAGUCCUCUGCCGAGGGUAAGAUGGUGUGGCAGAAAUUCCCCAAUCCCAAGAAUUGGGAGGAGACGGAUAUUGACAUUGAGAUCACGCAUUGUGGGAUUUGUGGCAGUGAUAUCCACACCCUCCGUUCCGGCUGGGGCCCUACCCCGUACCCCGUCUGCGUCGGCCACGAGAUCGUUGGAAAGGCAGUGCGUGUUGGCAGCAAAGCAGAAAAGGGCAUAAAAGUAGGAGACAGAGUUGGCGUGGGAGCUCAGAACUGGUCGUGCUUAAAGCCGGAUUGUGAAGAGUGCUCGGCUGGACUGGAGCCAUACUGUCAACAUAGCGUGAACACGUUCGCGGACAAAUAUCGUGAUGGAACGGAAAGCUAUGGUGGCUAUGCGGACUAUCACAGAUGCCCGAGUCAUUUUGUCGUGAAGAUUCCAGAUGGCUUGCCCAGUGAAGAGGCGGCACCGAUGUUGUGUGGAGGUGUGACGGUAUACAGCCCACUGAAACAGGGAGGAUGCGGUCCAGGCAAGAAGGUUGGAAUCGUUGGCGUUGGGGGCCUAGGACACUUUGGUGUUUUGUUCGCAAAAGCACUAGGUGCCGAUAAAGUCGUGGGAAUCUCUCGUCGCAACAACAAGCGUGAAGAUGUCCUCAAGCUCGGCGCAGACGAGUACAUUGCAACAGACGACGACAAGGACUGGUUCAAGAAGCAUUCCCGGACCCUCGAUCUGAUUGUCUGCACGGUCAGCUCGCCGAACAUGCCACUCUCGCGGUACUUCCGCCUGCUACGGACCAAGGGCGAAUUCAUCCAAGUCGGUGCUCCAGAAGACAAGCUGCCUGUAAUGAACGCUUUCGCAUUCAUCGGCAAGGGUAUUAAGUUUGGUGGUUCCUCCAUUGGUAGUCCCGCAGAGAUUGACGAGAUGUUGAAGCUCGCGGCAGACCAUAAGAUCAAGCCAUGGAUCAAUAAGUAUCCUAUGAAGGAUGCGAAUAAGGCGAUUGUGGACUUUGAAGAGGGUAAGGCGCGGUAUCGUAUCACACUUGUGAAUGAGAAGAAUGGUGGGAAGAUGUAG